Molecule: messenger RNA, 1292 nt
Organism: Thunnus maccoyii (southern bluefin tuna)
Lineage: Eukaryota; Metazoa; Chordata; Actinopteri; Scombriformes; Scombridae
Gene: tbpl2
Product: TATA box binding protein like 2
Exons: 8
Coding region: 83-1108 (341 amino acids)
Biological process (GO): DNA-templated transcription initiation
Molecular function (GO): DNA binding; RNA polymerase II general transcription initiation factor activity
Source: RefSeq, a predicted model, not a curated record
UUGACGAGCGUCGGUGUGAUUGGAUGCAGCUGUGCAGCAGCUCAGUCUGGAAGCAGCUUCUGGAUCACAUGUUUCUGUCCUCAUGGACGAGUCGGCGUUGGAGCGUUACUUUGAUGACUCCAUUGCAAAUGACUCCAGCUUCAUUCUGGGGGAGGAGCUUGGCCUCCAAAGCCCCGCCCACCCGGCACAGAACCCCGCGGGGGCGGGGCCAAGCGACGACCUGGACCUCAGUUUUCUACCCGAUGAGCUUAGUACGCAGGACGAGCCGAGCCGGGGCGACGCGGGUGAAGCAGCAGACGAGCUGAACGAGUCUCAGGACAGCGGCAUCUGUCUGGACUACAGCUCCCAGAAUUCCACAGCAGUGACCGCUGACCCCACACAGGGGUCGUCCAUGUCCGGUCUGGGGACGGGCGCCUCCCCCUUCUAUCCCAUGACCCCUAUGACCCCCAUGACCCCCAUGACCCCUGUGACCGAGAGGUCAGGAAUCAUCCCACAGCUGCAGAACAUCGUCUCUACAGUGAACCUGGGUUGUCCUCUGGACCUGAAGUUCAUCGCCCUUCAAGCUAGAAACGCUGAGUACAACCCAAAGGUACCGAAACCCAACGUCGUCCUUCUGCUUCCUCACAGUGUGAAACUGAGUUUGGCUUCAACGUGUGAUGUGAUGCAGCGUUUCGCGGCGGUCAUCAUGAGAAUCCGCGAGCCACGAACCACAGCACUGAUCUUCAGCUCGGGGAAGAUGGUCUGUACCGGAGCCAAGAGCGCGUGCAGUGAGGAGCAGUCGCGGCUGGCGGCCAGGAAGUACGCCCGGGUGGUGCAGAAGCUCGGCUUCCCUGCUCGCUUCCUGGACUUCAAGAUCCAGAACAUGGUGGCCAGCUGUGAUGUCUGCUUCCCCAUCAGACUGGAGGGACUGGUCCUGACCCACCAGCAGUUCAGCAGUUAUGAACCAGAGCUGUUUCCAGGCCUCAUCUAUCGGAUGGUGAAACCUCGUAUUGUCCUGCUCAUCUUCGUGUCUGGAAAAGUGGUUCUGACUGGAGCUAAAGAGCGAGCAGAGAUCUACGAAGCGUUUGAGAACAUUUAUCCGAUCCUGAGAGGCUUCAGGAAACAGUGACGACCGACCUGACAGCACUUCCUGUUCAUUUGUAAAUAGAUGGAAUAAUUACAUCCAGUAUAUCUGUGUUUUAUUUUGUGUUACACAGCAGAGUUGUGGACCGUAAAUUAAUCAACCAUUUGUUUUACAGUCUGUGUUGAAUGUUUCAUCCUGAAAGGAAAUAAACAACAGUUUUCAUAUCGCA